Messenger RNA from Pygocentrus nattereri (red-bellied piranha), 3235 nucleotides. Its product is annotated as myocilin-like. The transcript is spliced from 3 exons. The record is from RefSeq and is a predicted model, not a curated record. Bases 121 to 1443 code for a protein of 440 amino acids. Gene Ontology annotation, biological process: signal transduction; osteoblast differentiation. NCBI's taxonomy places the organism in Eukaryota, Metazoa, Chordata, Actinopteri, Characiformes, Serrasalmidae. Gene Ontology annotation, cellular component: Golgi apparatus.
CCUUUGAGAAAUCCUUAAAAAGGCUCACAGUAGAGCAGACAGGAACCUACAAGGUCUUGCCAGAAGAAUCUAACCUGAAGAGCCUGAGUGGAGCUGUUAGUCCUACUUUUGUUCUCGAACAUGUGGGUCCGCUUGGCUGUGUUUGUAUGCUGGCUGGUGCUGGGUGGUCAGGGACAGGACAGAGCCUCAUUCCACAGGUCUGGGGACCGUAACGGCCGGUGCCAGUACACUUUCACUGUGGACAGUCCGGUCGAGUCCAGCUGUCCGAGCUCAAUCAGAGGCCCAGAGACUGAAAACCUCAGUGCUCGCCUCACGCUGCUCGAGGCUGUGGUCAGCCGAGUCCUGGGGGCUGAGGGGCUCACAGAGGUAGCCGGAGAAGCCUCGGACGUCCAGGAGACCAGGCGGCUCAUUCAGGAUAAAGAGCAGCUGGACAGGCAGGUGCAGGAGCUCCGCAGACGGGUGGAACAGCUGACCAUGGAGACGGAGAAGCUCAGGGAGAAGCCCUGUCCGCUGGUGCAGGCCGACCCUACUGACGGCUUUGGGGUCAUGAAGGGCAGCGGGCCCGUCACUAAUGGUGAAUUCCAGGAGCUGAAGGCUGAGUUGUCUGAGCUUCCAGCGCCUGCUAAAGUUCGAGAGAACGUCCAGAACAACACAGGUUGCGGGGAACUUGUUUCUGUAGGAGAACCUGAGACCCAUCAAAAGGCAGAUGGCAUCACUGGAAAAUACGGGAUGUGGUUCCAAGACCCCGUGGCUACAGGGCGUCUUUACGGCCCGAAUACGGUGUGGCGCAUCAAUGCUGUGGGCAAAGAUGUGAAAGAGCUGUACGCCUACGAGAACCUGGAGCAGCUGGCCCGAGGCUUGCCCAUGAAGGUGGUGGUCCUGCCGGAGCCGGUGGAGAGCACAGGGGCAACUGUAUACCGGGGCUUCUUGUACUACCAGCGAAGACGAAGCCCCACCCUGCUGCGUUUUGACCUGGCCUCUGAGAAGAUUGUGUCCCGAAAGGACCUGCCCCAGGCCGGCUUCCAUGGCAAGUACCCCUACUCUUGGGGUGGUUACACUGAUAUCGACCUGGCUGUAGAUGAGCAAGGCCUGUGGGCAAUCUACAGCACUGACAAGGCCAGGGGAGCAAUAGUACUGUCCCAACUAGAUCCUGAGAGUCUGGAGGUGAUCAGGAGCUGGGAGACCAAUGUAAGAAAGAACAAGGUGGCCAAUGCCUUCAUGAUCUGUGGAAGGCUGUACACAAUAGCCAGCUACAGCACCAAAACCACCACGGUCAACUACACCUUCGAUACAGCCAGUGGGAAGAGCAAGAUGCUGGAUGUGCCUUUCCACAAUCACUACCGUUACAACAGCAUGAUUGACUACAACUACGCCAAGAAAAAACUGUACGCCUGGGACAACUUCCACAUGGUCACCUACGAUGUCAAACUUGGGGGCUUCUAAGUGAGGAUCCAGAAUGGUGCAGAUCUUGACUGCCAGUGGUUCCCAAUCCUGGUUCUGGAAGACCCUUGUCCUGCAGAUUUUUUUGCAUGUCUCUGCUCUAAUUGUGUGAGCAGAUGGUCCUGGUCAAGGUCAGAAAAUUGUCAUGUAUCCAAACCAUAACCACCAAUUGUUAGCAUUUAGGUGGCCCUUGGUAACUGGCAAACUUACAUGAACAACAGAUAUAAGCACUGGGAUGGACCAAUGACAUCACUCACUACAAAAAAUUACAACGUAUGCGUUGUUACGUGCUAGUAACUAUUGUUAGAACCUGCCUAUUUACUACAGAUAGGCUUGGCGGAACAGUCUUGGCCAAAUUAUAAACAUGCUACAGUGGUCUGUGAAGUGGGAUUUUCUGGUUUAAAGACUAGAAAAACCUUCUUCUGGGGGCAGUUUAAUUUUUCUUUUUCUUUUUUUUUUGUAAACUGGUGAAUGUAGAAGAAAAGCAGAUAGCUAAUGUCACUAGUAAGUAGCCAAAGUUCGAAUAGUUGAAUAACAGUAGCAAAUGACUUCAAAUCAUCAUCACGAUGGAGGGAAUAGACUAAUCAAACAACAGACAUGACAUGUCAGAGGAGGAGCACAACAAGCUAAAUUUGGCAAGGUAGCCAGCUAUCUUGAUACCUUGCAUCACUUAGACUCCCUUUCUUUGGCUGGAGAGGUAAAAAACACUUUGGUCUCUGCACAUUUUGCACUGGGUAAAGAAGGAAUCACUGUUUUCUUUACAAUUUUGUUUGAUGAUUGAAGCAAAAGUUUCACUAAUGGCUGCAUUUAUUAGACCAUAGCUCAGUGGCUAGCAGUCAGGAUUGGUUGAAGCCACAAGGACCCCCACUGGCUGUAUAUUUGCUGCGUAAUCUGGGUAUUGUAGUGGGAGUACAGUGGGAGGAAAAGAUGAAUCCAAUAAAAUCAUGAAUUCUGUCAAACUGAUAAAGGAUAUAAUUUUGUCCACAAUACUACAUAACAUGACAACAUGUUAAAACUCUAGUUUCAGGCCGGAUAGUUUGGUCUACCGAUGUGCUUUGUAAUAUACUACUCAUAAACUCAAAAAGAUGUGGGACUUGCCUAUGUUUACUACUUCAAUGCACAGCUUUGUCAAGUGCAACUUCCUUGCAAUAACUUGGAAAUUCACAAGGUUACAAAGACCAAAACAGCUUCGUUCAUUAAUAACCCAACUAUUUAGAGCAGAUGUGUUACAGAAGGGAUAACAGGGCUACAUCAGGACCAGGGCUGGGAGCCACUGCUAUGUGGAACAGAAUCAUGGAUACAAGCACUUACGCAGUGCCUUGAACAGCAUUCACCCUUAAAGACUUUAAAUGCUUUGGAAAUCUUUAAUCAUUCAUCUGUAUUAAUCUGCAGCCCAAGGCUUGACUGGUUACAGGGGAAAAUAUCCUAAUUAAACUGGAUACAGGUUUCAUGCUUGAGGCUAAAUAUGUUUUGUGCACUCCUUAAAAUGAGCAACAAGAAAACACACAACCCACAGCUACAGAUACACACUUGUUUCAGUUCAUUGACAGGUGAGAGAAAACUGCUUCUGUAUUCAUUGUGUUUAAGCAUGUACAGUCAUGUGCAAAAGUCCCUGGUCAAAUUACAGGUUUUGUCGAUUUUCUAAGUGAAUAUCCUUUACGGAGAACACACGUAGCCUCUUCAGCUCCUUGAGACCUCCGGUGGUUCCAAAACGCACUUCGUCAUGUUCUUCAUAACGUUCAUACUCCAUAAGCUCCAUUCAGAAGCUGGGCGUCGUGUGAGGCUGUAGCUCUUC